GAUGAUGGGCUGGUGCGGCGGUGGCUCAGGGCACGGGGUUGCGGGCGAGGCAGAGCCCCGGACAGGGGAUGUCAGUCUGACCCGGUUCCGAUGAAGCUCUCAAAUGCUGGCGGGUGCCCGGUGUGCGGUGUGGCGGGACCAGCUGGAGCCAGGGCAGGGGAGGAUGGAGGCACCCUGACAUUGCUGACAGCACCGUCCCCUGUGUCCCCACAGGACAUCAUCGAUCUGACCUGCGAGGACACGAGUACAGAUGCGGCGCUGCAGAGCAUCCUCACCAUCAUCGACCUGACAGAGGACACCUGCAGCCCUCCCAACAGCCCUCCUCACAUCACUGGCAGGGCUGACCAAGACUCUGGGGAUGCACCUGCUGCCCCUGCAGCACACACGCCCCAUCUUUGGCUCUGCUCCACAACAACACAAAAAACUGAGGCAACGUUGGGGCCAAGCCCUGCAGCACCCUGGCACAGCACCCUGACAGAGCCUGGUGUCACCAUGGACACAGCAGAAAGCAGAGGGAACUGUAGUGGCUGUUCUCCUACCUCCAGCUGUCACAGUUCCUCCUGCAGCCCAGAGCAGAGCUGCAGCACUACCACUUUUAACAGUGACUUGGGGUCCUUAGCCAGCAUGCAGCUGGACUCAGACCUGCUGUCCCUAUCCCCCUCAAGCCUGGACAGCAGCAGCUGGAAAUCCAGUGGCCCAGAGGAAGAAACUGCCCAUCUCUGCCAGCAAGGAGAGCUGCCCCCAAAGCCAAGCCCUGUCCCAGCCAUCUCCACAACCACAGGGACUUUGCUGGAAGCAAGGGACUCACCACCACCACUUGGAGUAAUCCAGCAAGUGACCCCAUUCAGUGCCAAAGCUGACAGCAAAGCCUGGCUGAACCAACUGCAACAUUCCAGAAGUGGAGUCCAGCACCUCUUCCCCCAGGGUGUAACACCCAAGAAGGAAACUCUAUCCUUGGCUCCAUCCAGCCUGGAUGGCAGCAGCCACCGGAGAGCUCAUGUUCCAGAGGAAGAGACUCCCCACCACUGCCAGCAAAGAGAGCUGCCCCGGAGACUGAGCCCUGUCCCAGACAACCCCACAACCUCAGGGAAGGCACAAGAGCCUUUGCUGGAAGCAAGUGACUUAGCACCACUUAAAGCAAUACAGCACGUGUCCCCAGCAAGGACCAAGGCUGACAGCAAAGCCUGGCUGAACAAACUGCACUAUUUCAGGAGAAGUGGAGUCCAGCACCUCCUCCUCCAAGGUGUAGCACCCAACAGGGAAACACCACAGCAGAAACCUGAGCUCAUGCCCAGUGGAAAGAUGAGUAUGGUGCACACCACCAUAGAGGAGAACUUCCUGGAAGGAACCUUGCAUUUCCUGAGCGACUUUGUCUCCCAUCAGUACUGUCCUCCCAAAGAAAUCAUCUCCCACCUGAUCAGACAGAUCCUGUUGAACCCUCACCAAGGAGAGAUCCUGAAGGAUAUCUACAUGCUGCUGAUGAAGAUCCAAAUGCUCCAUCCAGCCAACACUGCCACAGUGGGAUGGGACUGGACACUGCUGAAACACAUCAUGGAGGACCAGGAGAAGACCCCUGGCCAGCUCCUCUUCCUGCAGUAUGUGCUGCAGACCCUGGAGGAUGACUUCCAGCAGAACCUGAGGCUGCGCCUGUUGCAGAAGUCAAUUGCCAAGAAAGUGCUUUCAUGUGAUAAGUGCUUCAACAACGUCAAGGAGGUGGUUGAAUGGUUGGCUGCAGCAGUUACAGGAGUUGGGUUCUCCCAGCCUCAAGAGCAGCCACAAGAAAUUACAUCACCUUCAUCAGAAGCAAGGUCAGAGCAGAGCUCAUCUGCACCAUGGCUGGCCAGCACUCACCAGGCAGAGGUGGCUCCACCAGCUUUCUUCACUCAGAAGGUGAUGCUCCUGCUCCAGCGGAUGUUGUCCAUUGCAGUAGAAGUGGACAAAUCUCCCAUCUGCAGCUCCUCUAAGAUCGCCAAUGUGAUAUUUCCAUAUAUACUGAAUAUUCCUCUGAGGAGCCAAAGGGAAGCUUUCAUCAACACCAUGGAGAGCCAGCUCCUGCGCUGCAAACUGCUUGAGCUGCUGUUCCAGCACAGCUGCAAAGUGCCCACAACCUUGCCUUUGUCUCUGGCCAAGAUCCUGUACUUCCUGAGCCAUUUCUCUGUCCUGCCACAAUACAAGGAUAAAUCAGCAACGUGGCAAACAUGGGAUGAGAUGCUGCAGUACUUGAGCUUGUUGCUGAUGAGUUACCAAAAUGUAAUACUGGAGCACUUGCAGAGCUCACUCAGUGACCGGAUGGACUUGAUCAUUCAGAAGGUCAAGCCCAAGCUCCAGGACAGCAGUGACAUCAGCCACCUGGACAUUGAACUGAAGAUAGAGGACUUCAAUAACAGAAUGGAGCAGCUCUUGGAGCAGCCUUUUCCCCUGCAGAUCACAGAGAAAUUGUGUAUGCUUCGACAGUUGUUACUCAUUGCCACUGCUACCUGAUGAGGACAACCACUGCAGCAGGGGGCACGAAGAACUUUGCAUUUCCUCUGCAAAACCCCCUCAAAACCUGCAUCACAUGCUGCAGUUUCAAGCGUUCUGUGUCAUUCGGGUUGGUUUAUACAUUUCUGUGGAAAAAUGUCUGGUUCACAUGGUCUCAGAAUUUCCUUUCAAACUUGCCUCACCAUUGUUUUGCAAGUCUACUUUCUAGAUUUCUAAAAAUGUUAUUUUCCUAUUUGCCAAGUCUCUUCCCUCUCAGUGCCAACCCUGCCCAAAGGAAGUGCAGAGCUGGCUGCUGUAGCUUGGGAUAGCAUUAGACUAACACAGCCCUAAACUCUGACAAUAGCUUACACAACAGGCAAAAUGCCAAAAUACCUGUUCAAUAUUUAGGAAAAGUGAGAAUACUUAAGCAAGCAAACAAGCAGGUAUGGGCUGCAGUGAGAGCAUUAACAGCGCAGAGAUGUCCAUGCCACGUUCAUUCGUCCUCAGGAGAAUAACAUUUCUGUUCCAAAUAAAAUAUACCUAUGGGACUUUGCCUGAGUUGAUGAACAUGUCAAGGCUGUACCCCUUCCAGAAUGCACUGAAGUGUCUGCAGUGCAGGCAGCAAGCAUGUUAUGAUGAUGAUGAAUACUGAACUCCAAUACACUGCCAUCAAUUCCAGUCACAGCUAUGGUCAGAGAGCAAUCCAGCAUUUCCACAGACUGUCUCCUCAGACAGCUCAGAAGCAGGGGUUAGCAGUGGGAAAAAGAUUCCUGUAGCUGCUCAUCACCCCUUCAUUCACCUAGGAACAUCAAGGAGAAGAGUAACAGCCAGGAACAAGGCAGUCAUGUUAGUGCUGCUCACAUUGGAUUGCUUGCUGCACAGCAUGGCUUCAUCCAUAAACCAGGCUUCAGUUAGCCCAGCUGGAAGGGUCUGACCUGGGACUCACAGGUUUGCUCCUUGUUCUGUAGGAAUCCUCUUCCCAACUACCAGAUGUAAAUCAAAGCACUCAUCUGCAUGACGUUGCCCCUCUAAUCCAGGGAUCAGCUAUCCAGGGAAAAGUGAGUAAGUCUUGUUUUGCAAGCAGCACCCAAAAGCAUUCCCAACAGUGCAAAUUCCAAGUGCUCCCUGCCUUAGAAAUGUAUGGUAAGACAGGCAUCAUAAUCAUUCAGGUAUAUUUUCCAGUUAGGUUCUUUUAACUGGACUAUCAUUAGACUAGAAGUCAUAAUCCAGCAAGGUCAGGUAUUUUCCAUGAUAACAGCCAUAUCCCAGGGAUCAUGAUGGAGUAAAAUAAAAAAAG
This is a messenger RNA of Calypte anna (Anna's hummingbird), 3757 nucleotides long. RefSeq names its product SUMO interacting motifs containing 1 (gene SIMC1). The record is from RefSeq and is a predicted model, not a curated record. Lineage: Eukaryota; Metazoa; Chordata; Aves; Apodiformes; Trochilidae. The transcript has 9 exons. The coding region runs from base 91 to 2481 and encodes 796 amino acids.